AUUCAGUAGGCCAUUACACAUGUCCACUCAACUCUCACUGCGAGGGACAGAGGAUGAUUUAAACAGUGUUUGGGCUAACUCACUGGAAUGGUUUCUACUGACCGCAUACUUACAGUGUGUGCAACUUAGUGUCAGCUGUGGAAAAAGACCCACCGUCAUCUGCAGUGACUGGCUGACUGCAAAUGUCACAGAAGCACGUGCCUUCUCCUGGCACCGGCUUCCGCCUCUCCUUCAUGCUGGCAGUGUCAUACUGGGUUGACACCGAGCUUCCAAGUCCAACCUUCCCAAGAAGAGCCUUGUGCUUCAGCCCGGGCUUCUUCCUGUUGGACUGCCAGGGCUGCCCUCCACUUCCUCCCUUUCCUCACAGUGAUCCCUGCACUUGGCUCCUGUUACUGAUGUUGUUGUCACUGUGAAGUUGUCCAUGAAGGCUCUGAUGGAUGGUUGCCUUAAUACAGACUUGCUGAGAUGGCCCUGGCGCUGUUUCUGCUGAUUUCCAGCAUGAUCAUCAACACAACCCAAAGAGGGUCACCAAGAUGGGGCGCCCCUUGAUACCAGUCAAAUGUCAGCAGGCCAGAGGAGACCCUGAAGCUGAGCUUGCUAUUAUAGUCCAGGAUUAGUUCUUUCACCUUCUGGGGUACAUGGUGUCUCCAGUUUUUCGAUAUACAUUUUAGAUAUUACUCCGUAUUUAUUUAGACCAUAUACAUAGGAAUACAUUUCUCUAACAUCCUCCACAUGCCUUUCCUCUUCAUCCCAUCCUCACCACUCCCUAUAUUCAAUUAUAACUAAACUAUUUGUCUGUCUGUAACAGUGUGUCAAGUUUGAUUCCAACAGCAUUGUAAAGCCAAAAACACCAAGUAAAAUGAUUAUCUUCUUUAGUUCUGUAUCUCCACUGUGACAAAUGAAAUGAUAAGAAACCACAGAUACACCACAGGUUUUGAUUCCAUGAAAUAAACUCAACUCAAAUACUCGACUCAAAUAAAAUAAAAUGUAUAAAUGUAUAAAAUAUUACAUUAAGAAACAAUAGCCAGAAUCACCCUUUACCCUUUGUAAACCACUCCCACCUUACAAUACGUUAGUGUGAAAGGGGCUUGGCCAAAAGUGUUCAAAGACUAUAUAAGAGAGGUGACAUCAAGGUGGAGCAUCAUACAGGUGAGCACAUUCUCAUGUCUCCACCCUCUACUGCCCGAGGAUACUACUUCACUGCACCAGACACAGGAGUACACCUCUGACUCAACAAGAUUGUCCUUUAAGUAUGUUGGCAGAAAUGGAGACGAUGGCCUAUGUGACUGAGAUCAGGCUGAGUGGAGGUCGGGGGGCCUGGAGCGGAGCAGCUCCCUCCUCCUGCCCUGAGGUGGACCUGGAGGUCAUCGAGGAGUACCUGCAGGAGCAUUCGCUGGAGGUCCAGCCUGCACACACACCUGCAUCACCUCCCGGCACCAUGGGGCAACAAACGCACACGCACUCCCACCAGGGAACCAGGAUCAUAGAGAAUAGCUGGUCAGGUCAGCAUGCAUAUGAGUGGCACUGUGGCUCUCACACUCCAAAUGAGGAAUACGAGGAACAAGCCCCACCUCCAGUCUGGCCUAGUCCCCAUGACAACCAGUGGGACCACAUUACGUAUGCCUAUGAGGCACCUGCAUACAUUGACUCAGACUCCCAAUCCAGUAGCUCCCAGUAUCAGGAAUACCAAGAUUCACCAUCACCAUCUUCUGACAGGGGAGGCAGGAAGGACAGAGACUCCCUGCCUCUGGCCCCAUUGUCAGCAGGAAAGAGGAAGGAACGGUUGUUCCAGUUCCUGUUCGAGAUGCUCCAGACGCCAUCGAUGCGAAGUUGCAUCUGGUGGGUCCAGUCCUCCUCUGGCACCUUUCAGUUCUCCUCCCAAAACAAGGAGCGCCUGGCGCAGCUGUGGGGCCGACGAAAGGGGAAUCGCAAGACCAUGACCUACCAGAAGAUGGCACGGGCGCUGAGGAACUACUCCCGCACCGGCGAGAUUCAGAAGGUGAAGAGGAAGCUCACGUAUCGAUUUGACGAGAAGACACUGAGAGGCCUACAAGGAGACUCUAAUACAGUGUAGGAAGCAUGAUGAAGAGUGUCCUUUCUGCUGAUUUUAAUUCUAUGUCAUGCAGAAACAACUGAAUACUGAGUAUUUGAAAAACAUGAAGAUGGAACACGGUCGGUCAGAGCGUUUGUAUAGAUACAGAACCAUAUUGGAUUUACUAUGAGGGGCGAACCAGAAAUGAUGAUAUUGACAGGAGAAUGCAAGCUUUAGAAAAUGGUGAUGUGAAAAGUCAGCUGGCAUUAAAAAUUAAGUAAAUCUAAAAGGUUGUUACAUUAUAUCUACUUUAUAAGUAGAACUUAAAUCUUACUUUCUUAAAAUAAAAGUUGUGGAUUUUCUCAUUUUAGAAACUUCUUCACAAAAUUAGGUUGUGUAAACAUGAUGUGUGUGUCUUUUAGGUAAAAUAAAUCUGAAAAUAUUUUCAGAAUAUCUGAUACAUUUUAACCUCUUGUUCAUCUGUCUGGCUGUCUGUAUGUCUAUCUAUUUAUCUACCCGUCUGUCUACCUAUAUGAUACAAAUACAUACUGUGUAGUGCAUAUCAGCUGAGCAAAUACAGAUGUGCUUAUAAACUGAAGCAAGCACACACACAAGCACACACACACACACACCCAUAGCCAAAAUUGUAUGCAAAGUAAGCAUGCACUGAAAAACCGCCACUAAACACAGACCUGUUAAUCAGUAACAUCUAAAAAGUCCCCUCACACACGAGAACACAAACUGAACACACGAGAUGCUGAGUUUUACUUUCUUUUGUGAAAUUGCCAAAGUAAAUCAAUGUAAUUUUCAUAGUCAAAUGAUGGGGUCAUACACAUAUGUGCUUACAACCAAAUGACGCAGGGGCAAUGGACUGUCAUUCCUGACUAUGCAGGACAUAAUUCAACGCCGAAGUUUUAUUCAGUUAACUGUCUCUAACUUGUCCUUGUAUAUUUGCAGUAAUGAGUAGUGGAAUGUAACUAUGUACGUUUACUCGAGUACUAAGCUUAGAUACAAUUCCGAUGUAGUUGCACUUUACUCAUAGUUUAGUGUUUCUGUAUCAUGCAUUUCGUUUUUCAACUGCUGUAGAAACUAGUUACCCUGAAGAUUAAGAUUUUGGCAAUGAC
Messenger RNA from Toxotes jaculatrix (banded archerfish), 3156 nucleotides. Its product is annotated as transcription factor Spi-B. Gene Ontology annotation, molecular function: sequence-specific DNA binding; DNA-binding transcription factor activity, RNA polymerase II-specific. Gene Ontology annotation, biological process: regulation of transcription by RNA polymerase II; cell differentiation. The transcript has 8 exons. The record is from RefSeq and is a predicted model, not a curated record. Lineage: Eukaryota; Metazoa; Chordata; Actinopteri; Toxotidae. The coding region runs from base 1253 to 2074 and encodes 273 amino acids. Gene Ontology annotation, cellular component: nucleus.